This is a messenger RNA of Microthlaspi erraticum, 2049 nucleotides long. The record is from the annotation of a GenBank genome assembly. NCBI's taxonomy places the organism in Eukaryota, Viridiplantae, Streptophyta, Magnoliopsida, Brassicales, Brassicaceae.
AUGACGGAGGAGAUCCUUCGAGACCUCAUAGCGGAGGCCGAGUUCCCUGACUCCGUGGAGUUUCGUAUCCCUGGCCAUCUUGAAAGGCCCUACGAUGCUCCGGCUGGGUGGAUGUGCGUUUACGAGUGUAUGUUCACCGAAUUUGGGAUGAACUUCCCUCUGUCUCCUCUAUUUUUGCAAUUUGCGGCUGAUCGUGGCGUUCCUACGAGUCAACUGACCCACGGCGUGGUUCGCCACAUCGUUUUUACCGAGGCCCUGGCUAGAGCCGCCGGAGUUGUAUUCGACCGUCUCUUAUUCGAGCACGUUACUGAUCUCCGGGCUUCGUCGCGAGAGGGAAACUUCAAGCGGUUUCAUACCACGAUGAAGUAUGAUAUUGUUUUCGGGGAUUACCGAAACAAGAUUCAUUGGUGGAAGAAAUAUUUCUUCUUUGUGAAGAUAAACCGAGCCUCAGUCGGGAAGAUCAAAGCUGAUCAGAUUAGGACAGAAUGGGACCGUCCAGGCGAGCGAGACCGAACGCGAACUCAAGGAGAAGUUCAGGCUGCUGAAGGAGCUUCAGCCAUCGAUUCAGCGAAGCCAUCCCGUUCUAAGAAGAAAUCGAUGGGUCUUAGGAAGAGAGCGGCCGUGCCUAUUGACGACGUCGUCGUUGCUUCCGAGCCGGCGCCUAAAAAGAAAAGGGUCGAGUCCCCCAGACUGAGGGAUUCUCCUCCUUCUCCCCUUCGGAGCUCUUCCAUUGCGUCGCGUACGAGGGCUUCGACGAGGAAAGCCUCGACUUCUGUUCCUGAGGGCGUUCCGGAGCAAGUGAUCGAGCUUGACUCUCCUCCUUCCUCGGAUCAUGACGAGUCUUCCCAUCACGAUGAGAGUGCUUCUCAUCACGAUGAUGGUUUGAGGACUCCGGCGCGUGGUGGUUCGCCUUCUAAGGGGGACGAGUUCCUCACCCCUGGUGGCGGCGUUCCCUCCUCUGACCGGCGUGAUCGUGGUGGUUUCGAAGGAGGGGAAUCAUCUCGGCGUCCAGGUGAGAAUGAUGAGGCGGCGUCUCGUCACUCGGAGGCGGGUGGUUUUGCUCCUGGCUCGAACCUCGGUGCUGAGGGUGACGCCGGAAUUCCAAAGGAUGGUCCUGAGGGCUAUAAUCCUCACGCGUUCAAGACGUGGUGGAAUGGCGGGAGUCCUCUUAUGGAGGACCAGGAUGCUUGCGGAGGGGCGACUUGGAUGUCUAAAGUUCAUCCCGGCUUGGGGAUUCCGCGUGAGGAGCUCACCUUUAGGACCGAUUUCGACGAAGCUGCUCAACAUCAUAUUAUGUCUGGCGGGAAGUUCACCGCGUUGGUCCAGAAGUACGAGACGGCGCUUCGGGCAGCUAAGGACGAAGCCUUUGAUAAACUGGUGCUUGAGUCGAAGGUCGCGGCGCUGAACAGGGAGAUAGUGAAGACUCUCGGACUCCAGGAGGUGGCAGACAAGCUGAGGGCUCAAGUGAGUGAUCUGGAGGAGAAGGCGCGUCGGGAUGCAGAGGCUUCUGCUGCUGAGAUGGAGCGUCUCCGACGGUCUCGUCGAGAAUCGGUCGAGGCGGCUGUGACUCAGGUCUUCGACUCGGUGAAUGACUGGUAUGCUCCUCGUCUCCAUCGCUUGUCGGAGUUCGUCGCGCAGCGGGACAUGGUUGAAGCCGCUGUGGGGAGGAGGCAAGUCGACGAAGCUCUCCUCAACUUCGUGAAGAAGAUUCGGGGAGUGGAUCUGAACUUCGACGCGUGGAGGAGAAGCUCGCGGCUAAGCUGGCGAAGAGCAUCGCGGAUGGGGAUGCGAUUGACGAAGUUGUUAUCGAUGAUGAUGACUUCGCUCCGCCUAACAGCCUUAAACGGCUGGUGCUGCCGGGAUCUCCUUCUCGUCGAGAUGGUGAUGGUGCGGAUCCGGCGACGAGCUCUAGAAACUCGAUUUAUGCUUCCGACUUCAAAGCUUCGUGCGGGUGACGAGGUAGCGGUUUUUCGCUCGUCCGACGAACUGAGAGCCGUGCGAGGUGCGUGCUCUCGGCUUAAUGAAUGGGUGAUCAGUCCAUGUUUUUAG